AUGAAUGCCCAAUGCAGGAAAUUGUUAAGAGAUGGAGAAAGCUACAAGAAGACGAGGAAUAGACCUGGAAAAUCUGGUGAAGACGUAAGGGGGAUCAGGAAGGCUCAACAGCAACAAAGCCGGUUUCGUGCAUUAAGAGAAGAAGAGUUGCAAGGCCCACCAUCACGCACUAGGGCUAGCCUCAAGAGAAGACUCCAUGAAUCUUCUUCAUCAACAAAACUCCAGGUAGAAAAGAAACUAAAUCAAGAAGAUGGGUCAAGAAAUGUUGAUAAAACACACAUCGAAGAGCCUGAAGAGAAUGCCCGUGCAUCCAACAAUGAUGAGCCAAUGGGUGCACCAUCCAUCAAUCAAUCGUUGCCUGAUAAACACACAUUAGAGCACAUUAUCGACAUAUUGCAAAGGAAGGAUAUAUAUGAAAUAUUUGCUGAACCAGUUGACCCUGAAGAGGUUGAUGACUACUAUGAAAUCAUCGAGGAACCAAUGGACUUUGGAACCAUGAGAGCUAAACUUCAUGAAGGAAUGUAUACUUCCGUCCAGCAAUUUGAGCAUGAUGUAUUUCUGAUAUCAGGAAAUGCGAUGCAUUUUAAUUCUUCUGGUACCAUUUUCUUUAGACAGGCUCAUGCAAUACAUAAACUAGCGAAGAGGGUUUUCCAUGUCCUGAGAACCAAUCCAGAAAACUUUGAGUCGGAAUUCUCAGGGACAAGGCGAAGAUCUUGCAGGAGAUCCCAGGAUGAGUUCAACGGCAAAUCAUCCUCAAAAACUUCGGAAAAUACUAGUAUACAUAUAAUCAUAUUCCCACGAGGCAGUCGAGAUGGUAAGAGAUGUGAUUCCAUUGAAGCAGAUCGACGAUCCACUUACAAACCCCACCUGGACUCGAUCAACGAAGACAAGUUUCCAAAAUCCUUAGUCUAUUCAAACCACCACCAGGCGGAGCAUAGCUACCGGAAAAGCCUAAUGCAGUUUGUGAAAGACUUAGGUCCGACUGCCCAAAUGGUGGCCAAACGAAAGCUCCAGAGCUUGUUUGGAGAUAUUGAUGCCUCCGUCUCUCAUGAUCAUCAAGCAACAAGACAAGAUCCUCAAAUCCCAUUUGGUCAAACAAAGAAUUGGAUCUUGUUUGGUUCUUGUCAUUCUGUCUUGAAUGAUGGAAAACAAGAUUCCUCGAUGAAAACAGACACUCAGAAUCGAAUCAUGAGUAGAGAUCAAGAUUCCUCUUUCUUGAGUACUUCUCAUGUUCUAAGGACGACAAAUAAUAGAGAUUGCGAUGAAAGCAUGUCGACAAGGGGGUUAUUCAACGGGCCGUUGAUGCCUCACGCGCCGUUGGAUUUAGGGUUCUUGAAAUCAAAGAUGCGUGGGGAAGAUGAAUGGCGAAGGAGAAUUUAA
Messenger RNA from Lactuca saligna, 1380 nucleotides. The record is from the annotation of a GenBank genome assembly. NCBI's taxonomy places the organism in Eukaryota, Viridiplantae, Streptophyta, Magnoliopsida, Asterales, Asteraceae.